CGGGUUGUUAUGUUUCUAAUUAACAUCUUCCAUAUCAUUCAAGCAAUCCAUUCACUUAAUUAAUUGUAACUUGAAGUCAGCAAGUAAUGAAACCCUUGACUUUAGUGUAACCGUGGCAACGGGUGAUACGUCUAGUUGAGGGCUGCAUAUGUGACGUGACCUGAGGCUCAGUAGUACCACACGUCACAAUGCAGUUAUAUUGGUGUAUACCUCUUACCUCCUAGCCCCUUUCAUUCCAACUUGUGUAAUUGUCCGGAUAAGUACAGUAGCCUAAUGUAGAUGUUAUACACCACUGUGCCAAAUGGAUGAGGUAACCGAUGAGGAGUCUGAUGAUGACUCUUACAAUUUGAGGAAACCUAAAGGAACGAAACUGACUGUUGCUGAGGGUGAUUCGGCAUGCUACAAUAGGGCACAUUUGGGAGAGACGCUAUACCAGGAGUCUCCCGGAUUUGAGCUAUCCGAUCCAAAUAUGCACCUGAUUGAUGGCACCUACAACUGCCUCCAUGAUGUCCAUUUAAGGACAUUUUUCAAAAAGCCAGAAAGAAAAAAAAAGCUUCUACAGAAUGGCUUAAUUACUACUGAUGAGAAGGUGCUGUGUACACCUAAAGAAUACAAUAAAUACACCAGGUACACCAAAACAGUUCAGCUCUCUUGGGAGAAGCUGUAUUAUGAGCAGCAGAAAAAGCUGCUGAAAGACUUUCUGACCUUGAAAGAGAAGGGUGGCAUUCCCUGUAAUAUCCACUUGUCAGAUAUGAGAGACUGGCUUGUCCACAGCGGUGCAGACAUGUGCAACAAGAUGUUCCAGAAACCGUCAGGGAACAGACGGGAUCUGCACCUUGCUAAAUUGACAUGGGAAGUGAAUCGGCGGCUCAAGCUGGAGGAGAUAGAGAGAGAGGUGUGCCGGGAACUACGUCUGGAGCGUUCCUCCAAGAUACCAAUCUCCCACAGAAGCGAGAUUAUGAAAACUGUGGAGUGGGUCCCACCUCCAGACUCUUAUGGACCAGGUCCACGUGACCUCACUUCCCCAUCAGGAGCAUCAAGUGACGGUUUCUACACAUCUUCUAUGACUUUUGACUCUUUUGACUCAUUGUUCAUGGAGACCCCAGAGGAACAACAUGUGAUGCUUUCUUCGGGGGACAGGAAAGCAAUCUUUGACAAUGUCAAGAGUCAUGUCAUCUCUGAAGUCAGGAACAACCUCCUUCCAGUUCUGAGGAAACGAUUUCAAAAGAAGGCAUCAAGCUCCUCGUCAGGAAGUGGCAGGCCCUCCAGUGAAAACUCUGACCGAAGCCGUAGCAGCUCCUCUUUCCUUUUCACUGACUCUUCUUCUAGCAACAACAACACUAUAACAAUGAUGUUCAGUCCGAGGUCAAGUGCCACCAUUUCUUCCCCUGCCUCUCUUUAUGACAAAGAAAGUGGGAGUUAUGAAUCAUACGUAGGACUGACUUUUUACACGGAAGUUCCUUUUUCAGAGGAGCUUUGUAAUGAGACUUCAGUUAAGAGAUCAGUCACUCCCUCCAGUGCAGUAAAUGCCCAGGAGAGCCCAAUAACCAUAACACCUUCGUCUGAAGCUUUCAGAGCUGAAAGCUUUGUUUUGGAGAUAAUACAUGAUUCGAUCGCUUUCUCUGAAACAUCUCAGAAUGAUAUUAACAACUGUGACACUCUUGCUGGAUUCACCAUCAUGUCCAACGAUGUUGUGGACACAACCCUGGACGGCGCAACAGUAGUGUUAGAUAGAGAAGGACUACUCUCUCAGGAUAGAAGCUCCAAUGAAGAGUUUGAUGAUCGCCUUCUGUCUAUCGGACCGUGUAUUACUACUGAUGACCAUGGCACUGAGAUCAAACUUUUGGGUGGCAAGCCAACGGAUGAAGGUAUCAAUAACAUACUUGAUGAAGAGAAAGAUGUAGAACUGUACACAGGGCAGAUAAUUGAGGCUGUCACACAGGACUUACUAACAAGUGAGACUUCUUCCAGUACAUCAAAGGAGAGGGUGUUUUCUGAAUGUGACGCUAAAUUUACAUGCAAAGAAACUGCUUCAGGAACGCACCUAGAUUGUGCUCAUCCAAGGAAAUCAGUGAAUCGUAUCUUGCAGGAUAAUAAACUGCAUAGUGUUAACAAACCUAGGGAACUAUUACCCAGAAACACUCCACAACUGGCUCAUUCUGUUGCUUCCGUCUUGUAUCACAACAUAUUUGACAGUGAAUCCUCCAGACAAUCCACACAUUACUCCAGCUCUCAGAUCAGCUGUGAUGUUAGUUUGUGUGAGACCACCACGGAACAGGAACUGAAAGAAUUUACACAGCCCUUGUCAGGGUCUGCUGUUAAUCUCCUCAAAGACUUGUUUGGAGAGAAAGCCCAGAGUCUGAAAACGACUAAGGACCCAAUCCAGCUCAUCACAAACCCAACUUCGGAGACACUCUUCUUUAUGCCCCACGUCAACAAUAAAGACACAGUUGUGCACAAAAUAGCCAUUGAAGACCUGUGUGCAAUGGAUGCCAUGAAGAAUAUGAUUCCUCCUAACAACUCAAAGAGGGUUAAGACCCCAUCCGCCCCUAGGACCAAAAGUGAGAGAUUCUCUCAGCCCUCAAGUCCAACUCAUAACCUCUUACAGGCAGUUGUAGAAAAACUGGUCAAUAAAAUGACUGUUCACAGUCUCAGCAUCCCAGAGGCUUCCAAUGAGGCUGCCUGCAAACAGUUAUCAUGUUGUUCUCCAAAUGGACCUCUUUCAGAGUUUCAGCAUCAACUGAUUUCUAGGCUCUGCCCUGUGCUUGUGUCUGACAUUAUGGAAUCGCUUUCCAGUGAAAUCGUCAGCCCUGAUGAUUUAGGUGAAUCAGCUUGCCAAUCACCUGUGCAAGUUAUCGAAGAUGGAAUGGUAAGGUCUGGAAGCGCAAGUGUCGACGUCUCAAAUCAUUGUGUUCAAGAGGACACCUGUGUCCAAGAGGGCAACGGUAUAGCCAGUGAGAGAGUGACAGAUGAAUCUGUUGAUAUUCUGGAAAGGGCUGUGUAUGACAUUGAGUCUGCGAUGACUGAUGCUGCAAAACAGUCUUGCUCUAGCCUUCCAUCCAAAACAGAUGUUGUCGUAGACGUCAUCACUAAGCUGAUCUCUGAUAUUGAGUCUGGCAGUAACUCACCGACACAUCUCACGAACAUGGCAGUUGACAUGGUGGUAUCUGUGUUGGAUGAUCUAUCAGAGGAUACUAAAAUGAUUUCAAUUCCAGCAUCUCCUGACCACUUUCAUUCUCAAGUGAAAUACACCAGGCCCCCCAGUUGUAGGAUCGUAAGCAGUGUUCGCAAGGAGCUUGAGGAACAGAUUGGUUCCGCUGAUUCCCUCAAGCGAGCUCUAAACUCUGAAAGCACAGAAGUCACCAAGGCUAUCUCGAGUGCCGUUGCAAGGGAAGUCUCUACACUCCUUUCAGAAUCAGUAGCUCGUCACAUAGCCUCCACUUCCAGCUCUGACUCUCUGUUAAGCGCACCUGCUACGACCUUUGCACCUGCCGUGCGACCACUAACUGCUGUCAUCAGACCUGACGUCCCUACCGACCCUGACUGUUUGGCUAAUCCCUACCAUAGAUGUGCAUCUUCCAUAGAUACCAAGCCUUUAAUGAUGAUGGUGCACCUUGGGACAGUCAAGGAUAUUGUCAGCAGACUCCUGUUACACCUGUUACCGAUGGGUUUAAAGGACUUUAACCUGGCUGACUGCAGCCUCUUUGACACCAUCUUCUCUGAACUUUCUUCCAGUCUCUUUUUGAGUGUUUCCAGGAACAAACGGAAGGCCACUGUUUGCCUGGACUCUGUUGAGGUCUGUCAGGUUGUCCUCAUGGUCUACAAGCGGUUAAUCAAAAUGUAUGGUUCUCCAGAACAUCUUGAGAGCCUGACAUUUGCAAAGUGCCCCGAGUUUUAUUCCUGCAUUUCAAAACUCAUUGUGGAAGGCAUCUUAAAGUCACCCCCGAGACAGCCCUCUGGAAUGAAGGAAACCAGAGCAGUGUGCUCCUCAAAUGUGACUGUCUCCACUGAUGUUCCCAGGACACCAAAGGAGCAAACAGAGUGUGGAAAGAAACAGCAGACCAAGAUGAUGGCAACCAUUCAAGCAGAGGUAGACGGUUUUUCUAUGUAAGGAAUAUAUAUAUUACCCAGGUAUGCUCUCCAGUAUCUAUUGGGGAUGGUACCAUUUCUCUAUAGGUCACAUAUAUUCCAUUUUUGUAUUUACAGGCCAUAGAAUGCCACACCAAUGAAUACUCUGCUAUGGGUGAGUGAUUUUCUUUGUUAAAAAGUCUUGGUAGUUACCAUUUAAAAAUCUUCCAGGGCUGGAUCAGUAAUGGCAGUAUGGAAUAGCUGAGAUUCAUAUGCUUGUGAUGAAUGGAUGGUUAUUAGUAGAGCAAAAAACUCUCUAAAGCCCACAAAUAUAAUUGUGUCUUUUGAUCACCAGGCAAAGACAAGAUACCCAAGAAGAAGGGCAGAGUUGGCCGUUUCUUUCACCGCAUAUUCAAGGGGGUUAGACGCAGCUUCACAAGCUGCACUUCAUCCAGAGGAGUAAUGGAUUAGUUUCUUUUAUUCUAUUUUUAAAUAUUUUAUUUUAUUUUUAUUUUGUUUUAUUAUUUUGUACUUAACCUUACUGAAAGGAAACUCAAAAGGUCCACACGAUUUUCAUUUAAUUUACAUUAAUGCCCCGUCCUCCAGUGCAUUGUCCAUGCACAAACAUAACAAACUUGUUUUAUUUGAGAAGUGGUCUUCAAUUAAGUUCUGCUCACCAGCCAGCUCAAACUGACUUUUACAGAUAUACAAAGAAUCAUUGUUCAAAAUUUGAUUCAAUCUUUCCCCAUUCUGCAAACAUUCAAAAAUCAAGCACCACUGCCCCAUUCAAAGUUCAAAUAUAUAAGAAUUUCCAUUAUAUAAAUAAGCCUCUUAUAUUGUCAUAUAAAUUAUGAAUUGACAUUUAAAAAGCAGUUUUGGGCGAGCUCCCUGCAGUCAUUUGCAGGUUUGAGCCCCUCAUCUCUUUCUUUUCAGAUGAUUAAACUUCAUCAUUCAAAAACGUCAUGAAACACAUUCCCAACCUCCCCACAAAUGUUCUGAAAUAUAGUACUGUGGGUAGUAUAAGUAUAACGAUUAAGUAAAAUGGACUGAAAAUAAAAAAAAAUACACAAUGUAUAUUUUUGGGUGAGCUCCCUGCAGUCAUUGGCAGGUUUGAGCUCCUCAUCUCUUUACCUGGAAAUAUACCAAGCAAAUGCAAGGACUACUUUGGUACAAACUGGAUUAAAUGAGCUCUUAGCAUUUCAUUUUGGAUUUUGGGAUUUAUAUGAUUGGAAUAUUAGAAGCAGUUGUGAAUAAGCUCCCUGCAUAGUUGGCUGGUCAGAGCUCCUCAUCUCUCCAUCCUAAAAUAUUUUUCAAAUUAUUACAAACUUGCAUUCUGAUUGAUAACUGAAAUCUUUAAGGGUUUUGGGUGGGCUCCUGGCAUCACUUGCUGGUCAGAGCUCCUCAGAACUUUUAUCAUCACCACCACCACCCCAUAUUCCUUUCCCUUCAGAUAGAGGUUUAUAUAUAUCAAACUGUCAAUAUUUAAUCCUCCUAAACAUGGUUAGCUAGUGACUACCCCUUUAUUUUAAUGACAGCAGAAUGAUUAUUCUUUUUCAAUUUGGACAUUUUUACAACAAAAAAUAGACUAACAAAUUCUUUAGACUUUCUGGCAUUCUUUAAAGCUUUUUGGAGACCACAUCCCAUUCUUUCCCCUUCAGAUAUUGUUUUCUGAGUGUUGACUUGUCAACAAUUCACCCCCCUAAACAUAGACCACCCCUUGAUUUUAAUGGUGACAAAAUGAGUGUUCCUUUUAGGUUUAAGGUUUUAUUUUUUGAUGAACAUCAAUAAAAUACACAGCAUGCAAACAUAUUAUGGAGUGGCUGCAAUAUUUCAAAUCUUUUUUAUAUAUCAAUUCAGUCAGUGUAUUCCAGCUUUGUUUACUGUUUAAUCAGAAUUUAGGUACUAUCACCAGUCAAGUCUAAUCUAGGUAAGGGGUCUUCCUCUUAAAUGUGAGGAACUGUGUAUAUACAUAUAUAUAUAUAACUUAUAUAUACAGGCCCUCCAUCAUAUGAUUAAGGUCACGCAUCCAUCCAAUUCAUGUUCAUGCAUUUCUUAUUGUUCAACAUUGUAUUUUCACUUGUCAGAACGAUGAAGAUAUCUACAAAUACAUUCAAA
Clupea harengus (Atlantic herring) is the source of this 6183-nucleotide messenger RNA. RefSeq names its product fibrous sheath-interacting protein 2-like. The transcript is spliced from 11 exons. The record is from RefSeq and is a predicted model, not a curated record. Lineage: Eukaryota; Metazoa; Chordata; Actinopteri; Clupeiformes; Clupeidae. Bases 302 to 4111 code for a protein of 1269 amino acids.